Molecule: messenger RNA, 539 nt
Organism: Caenorhabditis elegans
Lineage: Eukaryota; Metazoa; Nematoda; Chromadorea; Rhabditida; Rhabditidae
Source: the annotation of a RefSeq genome assembly
GUUUCAGCAUAUCCGACGUUGAGGUACCGAUUCAUCCGCGGAUCCGACGCGGAAUCCAUAGAAAUGGAGAGACUCGUCUCUGGAGUUUGGAUGGGAGUGUGCUGCUGAUUCUGAAAAUUCGAGUUGAUAAAAUUUUGGGUUAAAAAAUUAAUGAUUACAUUGACAAAUUGAGCACAAAUUUCCGACUUCCGGUCUUUAAUUGUAGCAUGGAUCUCGACUUAAUGGACGAAUUCUCGGAUCAGAGUCUAGCAUCAGGGCAAUCAAACUGCGAAGAUCUGUAGAAGUUCCAGCGAAGACAGUCAGAUGGGACAGAAUAAUGUGAUCGACGAUGCUCCACCACCAACACGCUCACGUGGACUGUGAUAUUUGUCAACUCGACGAUUAUUCAUCACCGACUUCAACAAUCACCGACUCCUGCCGCCUCGUCGCCUCGGAACGUGUCAUCUGCAUCGACAAACCCGUCCCCAUCCGAAUAAUUUUCUAUUUUUUUUCAAAUUUUAUUUUAUUUUUUUAUAAAAUAAAAAUUUUUAUGAACUAUC